CUCGCACAGGGUUACGCUGCUACUUCCGUUAAGGCCGGGGCAAGUGGAGGCGGCGCUGUGCAUUGUGGGUGGCGAGAGGCUGAUUUGGAUUCCCUCUCACGGCCACCAUUGGUGGUUCGCGAGCUUCUGAAGUGGCGGCUCGCUGGCUGGGCCUCCUCUACGUCGACUCAGCCAGAAGAAUGUAAGAACCAAGCGCGGUGUGGACACAUCAGCAGUGGCGCUGGUGGGGGGGAGACAAAGGAGUCACCUGGCCUACAAGACCACGGAGUCUGAAGUCGAACCCAGGACCUGCUGUUUCCGGUCCCGCGCACAACCAGCACUGCACCACGUGAUGCGCCAGCCGGGCUCGUGGGGGGCGGAGCCUCGCGCUAGUGACGUCACCUCUGUUACGUCACAGCCACGCCUCCACCCACAGUGGAGAGGAAUGCACACGAGGGAGCAGCAGAAGAAGCCUUUUGAGAGCGAAUCCUCAACGAGGCCAUCCAACUUCAAACAAAAUCUACUCCUUCCCAACAACAUGGACAGACAAAUCACGUGGGCUGAGAUCUUGGAUGACUAUGAGGCCCGGGAGUCGGCGUGCCAGUCGACCACGUGGGGGGACGUUAUGGAUAAGGUGGACCCUUUCCCAGGCCAAAGUUACAAGAAUCGCUCACCAAAGAGGAUAAUUGGAGAGUUGAAGGACGUCAGCGGGGUGAAGCAUCUCCAGGAAAAGAACCUUGGCAAAGAAAGAUGCACCAUGGAAGAGGAGCGCCUCUUUGAGGUGCAGCGCAUUGCCAGGGCGAAGUGCCGCACAGAGGAGAAGUACUUCCGAGAUUAUCUCCUCAAGAAGCGCCUCAUUAAAGUGAAGUACUUCAUUGAUGAGAAGCAUCAUCGCGAGAUGAAGUGUGUUGAGGAGAAGAGUCUGGAGGAGGAGGAGAAGUGUCUCGACAACGUGAAACACGUCGAGGAGGAGAAGCGCCUUGAGCAGGAGCAGCGCCUCGCCAGCAUUGCUACCAUCACCACCACCGCUACGGCCGGCACCUUCACCCCCACCCCUGCCACCGCCAACGCCACCACGGCCACCACCGCCACCACGGCCACCACCGCCACCACGGCCACAACCGCCACCACUGCCACAAAACCCGCCGCCACCACUGCCACCACCGCCACCACCGCCACCACUGACACCGACGCCGUUGCCGCUACUGCCACAAAACCGGCCGCCACCUCUGCCAUUGCCACCGCCACCACCGUCACGACCGCCAACACUGCCGCCACUGCCACCACCGGCCCGAUUGCUCCAAGCUUUGGAGAAGAGUGCUUCCAAGCAGAGAAGAUGGAGAAGAAGACAGAGGUGGAACAGGAACACGAAGAGGAGAAGGUGGAG
Molecule: messenger RNA, 1366 nt
Organism: Lethenteron reissneri (Far Eastern brook lamprey)
Lineage: Eukaryota; Metazoa; Chordata; Hyperoartia; Petromyzontiformes; Petromyzontidae
Biological process (GO): protein import into nucleus; RNA export from nucleus
Cellular component (GO): nuclear pore; nuclear pore central transport channel
Molecular function (GO): phospholipid binding; structural constituent of nuclear pore
Source: RefSeq, a predicted model, not a curated record